GGCCAGGAGAGAGAGGCCAUUGGUCGUCCCCUGAGCAGGGGCGGGACAUAGCCGUCGGAACGCGCGCCAGGACCAAGGUCUCCUGGAGAGCCGAGCGGCCCCGCCGAGAGCCGACUGGAACCAGGCAACCCGAGUGCGACCCGAGCCGUGCAGGCUGGCCGGAAGCGGAGCCGAGCGCGGCCGGAAGGAGCCGAGCGCGCCCAAAGGGCCUGAGCGGCGACGGGGCGUUGGCCCGGCCGCGCAGGAGCCAUGGCGGCCGAGGGGACCGAUGUGGUCGGAGGCGGGCCUCUCGGAGGCUGCCUGACCAAGGACAGCUUGCUGCAGGCUAAGUGCCCCGACGCGGCCCCGAGCCGGCGGCGUGGCUCGGCGCGCUCACGAGACGCCGAGCGCCGCGCCUACCAGUGGUGCCGAGAGUACUUGGGCGGGGCCUGGCGCCAGGCGCGGCCGGAGGAGCUGAGGGUUGACCCAGUAAGCGGAGGCCUCAGCAACCUGCUCUUCCGCUGCUCGCUGCCCGACCACCUGCCCAGCGUUGGCGAGGAGCCCCGGGAGGUGCUGCUGCGGCUGUACGGGGCCAUCCUGCAGGGAGUGGACUCCUUGGUCCUUGAAAGUGUGAUGUUCGCCAUACUUGCAGAGCGGUCGCUGGGGCCCCAGCUCUACGGAGUCUUUCCAGAGGGCCGGCUGGAACAGUACAUCCCAAGCCGGCCACUGAAGACACAUGAGCUUCGAGAUCCAGUGUUGUCUGCAGCCAUUGCCACGAAGAUGGCCAAGUUCCACGGCAUGGAGAUGCCUUUCACUAAGGAGCCCCACUGGCUAUUCGGGACCAUGGAGCGGUACUUAAAGCAGAUCCAGGACCUGCCCCCUACCGGCUUUCCCCAGAUGAACCUGCUGGAGAUAUACAGCUUGAAGGAUGAGAUGGACAACCUCAGGAAGCUGCUAGACACUACCCCGUCACCAGUGGUGUUUUGCCACAAUGAUAUCCAAGAAGGGAACAUCUUACUGCUCUCAGAGCCUAAAAACACCGACAGCCUCAUGCUGGUGGACUUCGAGUACAGCAGUUACAACUACAGGGGCUUUGACAUUGGGAACCAUUUUUGUGAGUGGGUUUACGAUUAUACUCACGAGGAGUGGCCUUUCUACAAAGCGCAGCCUGCAAACUACCCCACUGAGGGACAGCAGCUCCAUUUUAUUCGCCACUACCUGGCGGAGGUAAAGAAAGGUGAGGCCGUCUCCCAGGAGGAGCAGAGGGAACUGGAAGCAGACUUGCUGGUGGAAGCUAAUUGGUAUGCCUUGGCAUCUCAUUUCUUUUGGGGUCUCUGGUCCAUCCUUCAGGCAUCCAUGUCCACUAUAGAAUUUGGUUACUUGGAGUAUGCGCAGUCUCGGUUCCAGUUCUACUUCCAGCAGAAGGGCCAGAUGACCAGCUUCCACCCCUCGUCCUGACUCCACCUCCGACUCCUUGCAUUUCUCCUGGAGCCUCCAGGGCAGGACCUUGGCGGGAGGGGCACAGGGGAGGCCCUGGGGAUUGGGCUGAGCCCCACUGAGACUGGGGUUAAGGAGGCUAACCUCGCCCGGACCCCAGGUUCAAGCAGGUUCCCGCCGCAGGCAAGUGGGCAGAAGCCCUGGCGUAUGUACCAUAAGACAAUAAACUCGCUGCAUCCCUCA
Bubalus bubalis (water buffalo) is the source of this 1659-nucleotide messenger RNA. RefSeq names its product choline kinase beta (gene CHKB). The transcript is spliced from 11 exons. The record is from RefSeq and is a predicted model, not a curated record. Gene Ontology annotation, biological process: phosphatidylethanolamine biosynthetic process; CDP-choline pathway. Gene Ontology annotation, molecular function: ethanolamine kinase activity; choline kinase activity. Bases 250 to 1437 code for a protein of 395 amino acids. Gene Ontology annotation, cellular component: cytoplasm. NCBI's taxonomy places the organism in Eukaryota, Metazoa, Chordata, Mammalia, Artiodactyla, Bovidae.